Molecule: messenger RNA, 2054 nt
Organism: Chanos chanos (milkfish)
Lineage: Eukaryota; Metazoa; Chordata; Actinopteri; Gonorynchiformes; Chanidae
Gene: flvcr1
Product: FLVCR choline and heme transporter 1
Exons: 10
Coding region: 319-1926 (535 amino acids)
Biological process (GO): heme export; transmembrane transport; erythrocyte differentiation
Cellular component (GO): membrane; mitochondrion
Molecular function (GO): heme binding; heme transmembrane transporter activity
Source: RefSeq, a predicted model, not a curated record
UCUCAUGGAAUCACCGGGCUUGCCUGAAGGCAUCGCAGCCACGCACCUCCACACAAGCAGACGACUACAUACACUUGUACCAUUGUAAGCGUCAAUGGUGGAUUUUUACCGGAGUGUGUCACUGUGUAUCUUAAUUACUGUCUCAUUCAGAUCACAUUGCACAUGGCUAUCGCAUCCUGUCGUUCCUCCAGUACAGAAUGUGCGACAUGUUGACAGUGCAAUUCUUUCAAAAUAAUACUUUAAAAUGUUACAGUUAAGGACCAGAAGCUGUUAAAGACACUAGAAAAAUCAGAACUGUUUUCAACUUAAAACAGCAUCAUGGUGGCAGGAGAGCUGCUUCAGGAGCAUGUUGGUCGAACCAAAGCACCUGACGGCGAUGACUCGUCCUCAGAGACACUAGCCUCGAACGGGAAACUGAGCGAGGAUCACCGGAAUGGUCUGGCAAAUGGAGCGCUUCAUGUGACUGUUUUGGAUCCAAGUGCUUUGGAAAAGGAGAUACCUCCUGAGGAAAAUCAGGCGAUGCUUCCUGGUGAAGAGAAACCCUUAGUAACGAAGCUGUAUUUGAGACGAUUCGCUGUUUUAUUGGUGUUCAGUCUCUACUCCCUUGUCAAUGCAUUUCAGUGGAUCCAAUACAGCAUCAUCAGCAACAUCUUCACCGAAUAUUACAACGUCGCCACUGUCGCGAUUGAUUGGCUGUCCAUUGUGUAUAUGGUCACCUAUGUGCCUUUGAUUUUCCCCGCCACCUGGUUACUUGAUAAAAAAGGACUCAAAAUUACAGCUCUGCUCGGUUCAGGCUUGAACUGCGUCGGGGCGUGGGUAAAAUGUGCCAGCGUGGGACCAAGUCUUUUCGGGGUCACCAUGACUGCGCAGAUAAUAUGUUCAGUAGCCCAGGUGUUUAUCCUUGGCUUGCCAUCUAGGAUUGCGUCGGUUUGGUUCGGGCCAAACGAAGUGUCAACAGCAUGUGCCACCGCUGUCCUGGGCAACCAGCUGGGCAGUGCCAUUGGUUUUCUGCUACCUCCUAUACUGGUUCCCAACACAGCGGAUAAUAAGGAACUUAUGGGGCACAAUAUUAGCAUAAUGUUUUACGGAACGGCUGCGGUCUCAACUCUACUGUUCAUUUUAACUAUCACUGUCAUUAAGGAUAGACCACCAUUGCCUCCCAGUCAGGCACAGGCAGUUCUCCCAGUGGGUACAUCUGAGGACUAUUCCUAUAAACGGUCCAUCAUCAACCUCUUUAAGAAUAAGGCUUUUGUCCUUCUGCUCCUGAGUUAUGGUAUUAUGACCGGAUCCUUCUACUCUGUGUCUACACUCCUUAAUCAGAUGAUUAUACACCAUUAUCCAGGUGAGGAGGUGAACGCAGGCAGAAUUGGUCUGACCCUGGUGGUAGCUGGUAUGGUGGGCUCCAUUCUCUGUGGCAUAUGGCUGGAUCACACCAAAACCUACAAAAUGACAACGCUGACUGUGUAUGUCCUCUCGUUUGUGGGGAUGAUUGUGUUCACCUUUACCUUGGAUGUGGGUCAUCUUCUGCUGGUCUUCUUUACCGGUGGAGCACUGGGGUUUUUCAUGACUGGUUACCUGCCCCUUGGGUUUGAGUUUGGAGUUGAGAUCACAUACCCAGAAUCAGAGGGUACUUCAUCUGGGCUUCUCAAUGCUUUUGCCCAGGUGUUUGGGAUGAUCUUCACUCUCAUCCAAGGGAAGCUGACGACAGACUACAAUCCUCAGGCUGGAAACAUCUUUCUGUGUGUUUGGAUGUUUGUCGGCAUCAUUCUGACAGCGUUAAUAAAAUCAGACCUGAAAAGGAAUGACAUCAAUUUGGGCACCAACAGUAAAGGUCAAGCAGUCCCUACUGAGUGUCCUUUAGAACGAGCAUCAAAUGGAGCCAAGCUGGAGUCUACCCUCAGCCUCUCACGAGAGACCUCCCUGUAAUGUUCCAGGCAGGAGUGUGUGUGUAAGAAAUCCUUAACACAAGGUUCCUGUGGUUACUUGAACUCUUCGUUUUGCUGUAUUCUAAAUGUACACAGUACCACUGUUUAGUAUGGGUGGGGGGAUGUAUG